UACAAAGAACUACUUCAUUUACAAACCAAAAAGGUUUAUCAUCAUCAUCAUCACCACCAUGCCUGCUUCUUCGGAUAAAGUAACGAGACAAGUAAUCAAGAAUGUUUUAGCAAAGCUUCAGAAAGAAGGUGAAGGAGCUCUCAUUAGGAACGGCAUCACAGAGAUUGACCAGGCGUUGCUGGACCCGUUCGUGCUACUAGUUGAUAUUUCAUUUUCGCUUCCAGCUGGAUUCGCAGAUCAUCCUCACCGAGGUUUUGAAAGUGUUACUUACAUGCUAAAAGGAGGUAUCAUUCACAAAUAUCUUAAAGGUCAGGAAAGUACAAUCAAAGCCGGAGAUGUUCAGUGGAUGACAGCAGGAAGAGGAAUCAUUCAUUCCGAGUUUCCAGAAGAAGAAGUCAACAAUGGCUUACAGCUUUGGAUCAACCUUCCUUCCAUACACAGAAUGAUCGAGCCAAAGAACCUAGAACUGUCAAGUUUAGAGAUUCCAAGAGCUGAUAAGGAUGGAGUAGAGGUAAAAGUUAUAGCUGGAGAUUCAAUGGGAAUCAAAUCUCCUUACUACACAACAACACCAAUCAUUUUCCUCGACUUUACCCUCAAGGCAGGAUCUCAAACCCACCAAACCGUCCCAGAAUCUUGGACUGCUUUUGCCUACAUUUUAGAAGGUGAUGAGGGUGUGUUCGGUUCCUUGAACUCUUUGGCUAUUCAGGCGCACCAUGUUGUUGUGUUUGGUCCCGGGGAUUUAGUUAGCGUGUGGAACAAGUCAGCCUCUAGGGCAUUGAGAUUUCUGUUGAUUGCAGGGGAACCGAUCGGUGAGCCUUGGGUUCAGUGUGGCCCGUUUGUGAUGAGUUCGCAGGAUGAAAUCGAUAUGGCUUUUGAGGACUAUAAGAAUGCUAAAAACGGGUUUGAACUGGCUAAGAGUAGAUAGAGGUCACAGAGAAAAGAAUUUGUUAGCAUAAAACAAAUGAUUUGUUUUUUGAGUUUUGUUUUCUUUAGAGACUAAAGGGAGAUAAUAAAAAGCUGGUAAGACUCAAGAAUCUA
Molecule: messenger RNA, 1038 nt
Organism: Raphanus sativus (radish)
Lineage: Eukaryota; Viridiplantae; Streptophyta; Magnoliopsida; Brassicales; Brassicaceae
Product: pirin-1-like
Exons: 8
Coding region: 59-925 (288 amino acids)
Source: RefSeq, a predicted model, not a curated record